AUGGCUGCAAACACGACGCUCAAGCGUAUAACCAAAGAAGCAGCCGAGCUGCAAAAAUCACCAUCACCCGACUUUGCCGCUUCUCCCAUCGCAUCCGACCUGUUCGAAUGGCACUUCACACUUCGCGGCCCACCUUCGAGUCCCUACGCCUCGGGACAGUAUCACGGUCGCAUCUCACUCCCGCCCACAUAUCCGUACCGCCCACCUUCUUUUCGCUUCUUGACCCCGAGCGGACGCUUUGAGACUAACAGAGAGAUAUGCUUGAGUAUAUCAGGUCAUCAUGAGGAGACAUGGCAGCCGGCAUGGGGAAUCCGUACCGCUCUCGUCGCCUUGAGGAGCUUCAUGGAGACGGACGUCAAGGGCCAACUCGGUGGCAUGGAGUGCUCCGAGGAAAGGCGGAAGACCAUGGCCGAAGAGAGCUGUCGUUGGAGGUGCGGCGUCUGUGGCAUGUCCAACGCAGAGAUCAUGGCCGACGCCGCGGAUCGUUGCAAAGACGCGCCGCAGGCUAAGCAGGAUGUUGUGCCAAACGAGCUGAAGAUGGGCUUCAGAGAUGAAUUGGAGAAGCCGAAACAACAACAGAAGCAGCAGCAGCAAGAGGAAGAGGAGAGGGAGAUGGCUGAAAUGGCGGAAGGGUUCGUCCAGACGGCACCACCUGUGGACCGCUCGCAAGCAGAGGCGCAGGCGCAACCAUUAACCAGGAACUAUGAGAGCAGACCAAUUCAAGCAGCAUCGCAACCAAUACCCGCACAGCCUACAGCAACACAAGCGGUGCCUGUGCCAGAGCAGCCGACGGGCCAGGUUGCAGGCUGGAGGAAUGACAAUGGCGUACCCGUUUGGCUGGAUCGCCUCAUUGUUGCACUCGUGGUCUUUCUGGUCGCGUUGCUCAUGAGGAUCAUGUACGUGGGCGUGUAG
Messenger RNA from Emericellopsis cladophorae, 912 nucleotides. Its product is annotated as putative ubiquitin-conjugating enzyme protein. The transcript is spliced from 2 exons. The record is from RefSeq and is a predicted model, not a curated record. The coding region runs from base 1 to 912 and encodes 303 amino acids. NCBI's taxonomy places the organism in Eukaryota, Fungi, Ascomycota, Sordariomycetes, Hypocreales, Bionectriaceae.